Parnassius apollo (apollo) is the source of this 201-nucleotide messenger RNA. Lineage: Eukaryota; Metazoa; Arthropoda; Insecta; Lepidoptera; Papilionidae. The record is from the annotation of a GenBank genome assembly.
AUGAGAAAAAGAACAAGUGAGAAGACUGAUGAUGAUAUUAGAAACAAAAUGUCACGUUUGGAAAAGGAGUUAAAGUCUGGACGAAAACCGCCCGAGGAUUUUCGUAAUAAAGGUGUGCAGGGAGCGGCGCGUGCAACCUGCGCGCAAGCUCGGUUCUACCAGCAGGCAGGCAACCGCCAGCGGCACGGCGCCCACUGCUGA